Macrosiphum euphorbiae (potato aphid) is the source of this 1869-nucleotide messenger RNA. NCBI's taxonomy places the organism in Eukaryota, Metazoa, Arthropoda, Insecta, Hemiptera, Aphididae. The record is from the annotation of a GenBank genome assembly.
AUGCCGGGUACCAAAUGUCAAUACUUUAAUUGUUUUAAAACAACAACACAAUUCCCCAAUAUAUCAAUGUUUCGAAUCCCAAAAGAUGAAAGACGUGAAACUUGGAUAAUUAAUUCUGGAAAUUUAAGUUUAUUGUCACUAGACGAAAAACAGUUGUACAAUCGUUACAUAUGCCAGGAGCAUUUUUCUCCAGAUUAUUUUUUAAAUUAUAAAAACAACAAAUUGAAAUCAAAUGCAAUUCCUUAUAAAUACAAUUCAGACAAAAGCCCAUCUACAUCUUCUGCAGGUAUAGGUGAUGAAGAUGUAGACAAUAUCAACAAACCAUUAACUCCGACUAAAACUUACGGAAGAUCGAGAAAUGAAAAGACUGAGCUUAUAUUUCCAAGCCCAUCUUCUACUACAGAUACCCCUAAAAGAAAAAUUAUAAAUGACUUAAUAAAUAUGCCAACACCAAAUUCAAAAAGGUUGAUUUACUCGGAUGAAGAUGACACACCAAGAAAAAAAAAGUUAAAAUUAAAAAUAGAUCAACAAAAAAUUAAACUACGUAAUAAAAAUAUCCAAGUUUGUAAAUUAAAACAACGUGUAACAAGAUUUAAGACUCGUAACACAUUACGAAGUCUUAUGUAUUCGCAUCAAUUUCGAUCAAAAAAUGCUAGAGCAAUCGUAACAAUGCAACUUAGAAAUAAGAAAAUACCUUGGACACUAGAAGAAAAAAAUCUGGCUUUGACUUUGUUCUACAAAUCCCCAACAGCCUACAAUUUUUUAAGGCUACAAAAUAUAAACUUACCAGCUCCAUCGACCAUUCGUCGUUGGAUCGGACAGUCAAAAUUUUUACCUGGCUUAAGUGGCACAUUUUUUAGUCACAUUAAAAAAAAAUUUGAACAUAAAACAAAUAAUGAAAGAAGUUGCAGUAUAAGUUUUGACGAAAUGUACAUAAAAGAAUUUUUAGAAUAUUCAAAAGACUAUGACUUCAUUGAAGGAUUUGAAGAUUUUGGACAUUAUGGUCGAACAAAUAAAAGUGCGAAUUGUGUAAUGGUUUUUAUGGCUCGAGGAUUGUAUUCGCCGUGGAAAUUUCCAGUUGCGUACUUUUUGGCUCAUUCAGGAGUAAAACAUAAAUUACUAAAAGAUUUAAUAAUUGAUGUCCUAAGUGAAUUAUUUAAAAGCGGAUUGUGUCCUAAAGUAUUGGUUUGUGACCAAGGCACAAACAAUCAGAGUGCAUUAAAGUCGUUAGGCGUAGAUGAAAACAAUCCUUAUUUCUUUGUAGAAAAUAAUAAAAUAUAUUCAAUUUUUGAUGUUCCCCACUUAAUAAAAAGUUUAAGAAAUAAUUUAAUAGGUUGUAGUUUUGAAAAGGACAAUAUGACAGUUGCAGCUUUUAGUGAUAUUGAAGCAACAUAUGAAAUAGACAAAAAAAAUAUAAAAAGUAAAGCUCUCUUAAAAAUCACUGAAGCUCAUAUCAACCCAAGUUCAUUUCAGAAAAUGAGAGUAAAAUUAGCCGUUCAGUUAUUUAGCCACACUAUGGCGUCUACUAUUCGUACUUGUAUUGAAACCAAUGAAUUAAAAAGUAAGACAGCAAAAAACACAGCUGAUUUUGUAGAUUUUAUUGAUAAAUUGUUUGAUUGCUUGAAUAGCAGAACAUUGUAUAGUUCAAAUCCAUACAAUUGCGGAUUAUCUGAUUCCAGUAUUGUAAAACCAUUUUUAAAUGAAGCUAUAAAAUAUUUUAUUAAUUUACAAAAAAAUAAAAAAGGCAAAAUUACUAAACCUCCAUGUUUUAAAGGCACUAUACAAACUAUAACAGGCAUUCUUAAUUUUUUUGAGGAAGAAAAAUCUAAUAACAAUGGAAUCAGUUUUAUAUUCGAUACUUAUUAUUAA